Geodia barretti is the source of this 2740-nucleotide messenger RNA. Lineage: Eukaryota; Metazoa; Porifera; Demospongiae; Tetractinellida; Geodiidae. The record is from the annotation of a GenBank genome assembly.
GGGUGUGGCACUGGUGUGCGGGUUGUAGUCGUGUAUGUGUCAGACGCCAGGCUGCAGUACCGCUCUCUACAGAGAGAUCGUGAGAAUAUGCUAAAUCUUAGGGCGGAAUAGGUCUGUGUUAGCCGUCAGUGAGUUACAGUAUUUGCUAGCUACUUCCCGGCGGAAGAGUUCCUCUAUCGCGAGGUGGCCCACAUUCAUGGCCUCUGGACGUGGCCAGGCGGCAGGUUUGGGUGAGAAAGAUUUAGGGACUUUACACAGUGCUCUGUAUCCAGCAAGAAGCAGCUACAAAUCUUUUGCCAUACAAAUCGGGGUGAAGAUAGGGGAAAUCAACAAUAUUGAAGGGAAGUAUGCUGAUCACAGCGACCGAUUGCUUCAAAUACUGUCGGUUCGUCUAAAGAAAGCAGAGCCUCUCACAUGGAGUGAUAUAGACACAGCUCUCAGGUUAGACUGUGUAGGUGAGAGUAGGACAGCCGAUAGCAUCCGACAGAGUAAAGAGGGUUCAGAUGAGGCGGUACGUAAGAGAGUAGAAAGAAAGAAGGACCGAAAAAAGGUACACAAUGUAGAGGUGGCAUCUCCUCGGAGCUUCAGAGAAGAAGUAACAAAACCGUCAGUGAAGAGGAAAGCCUCUACAGGGGUAUGGCCACAAGAGAAAAAGGGGAAGAAAGGAGACUACGAGAAGGAAAAGAUAAUCACAUCUUUAGAUGAACCAGAAGUGUAUGAAAGAGAUGAACUGAAGGCUAAAUACAAACAUAAAGCAAAAGAAAAAUCAGUUGAUUCAAAUGAUGAAAAAACUAAAACGAAAUCUAGCAAACAAAAAUCCCCAAAAGAAACAUCUGACACUGAAUCAUCCGCUACUAAAAGUGGGAAUGAAGAAAUGGUUAGUUCACCAUUUCACAGUAAGACAAGGGGAACAAGAGCUCAAUACACGCAGAGCAAAUCAGAAAUGAAAGGUAGUGGAAUAUCACGGAAAGAAAAAAGUAUAAAACGUCGACAUGAAAGUGCUGCCUCAGCUACAAGGUAAGUGGAAAACCUGCUCACAAAUCAAAAUCAAAAUCAGAAAUAGAGUUCGAGUCUUUUGCCUGUAAUAGUGACGAAGUAAGUGAAGACGUACAUCUUGAAUGUACAGGAAAGGCAACACAUGUUAAGCCGUCUAUCACAUGCAUGGAACGGAAGAUAUCUCUCAUAAAAGAUUUAAAUCUUGAGAAGGAAAAGAGAUCAGGUAAAAAAACACAAAUGUCAGCUAAGAAAUAUGAAUGUGUUUCCCCUUGUCUUAUGAAAGAGAAAGAAAGGAAGAGACCUGUCAAAGUCAGUGAUAAAGCAAACCCCUUGGGCACAAAAAAAAUCAAACCACCAAAAGAAAGUGGGAUAGAAAGACAAAGCUUGUCCAAGAAAGUCGAGAAAGUUGCAGCUCAGCUUUCAGACACAUCUGAUUCAGACAGCAGUCAGAACGACUCAGAAGAUGAAGAAUCGUAUUUUUCAGAUGUUAGCAGUGAGUGCGAGAGAGACUCGGAAGAAAUGCCAUCAAAUGAGGAGGAGGAAACAGAGCCUACCACUAGUGAAGAUGAAGUAAAGAAGCACGAGAAAAGUAUGCUUCCCAUUGGUGAAAUAAGAGAGAGAGUGGUGGGCGCAAAUUUCCCAGGGGGUGAUGAUCAAUCAGAUCCCGGUGAUAGAGGCAGGGAUCAGAAGGUACUUGAUAGUCAAACACAGAAAAGGAGAGUGCGAAAGCGCAGGGAGAGAAGUAUGAGCCCCAUUGCCAGAGUAAGCUCCUCCCCCUCCACUUCACAAGAGGAGAAUCGAACAAAACUUGGCCCGCAGAAGAAAAAGAGGAAAAUAAGUUACAAAAGGAAAAGGAGAAAAGAAGUAAAAAGUUUACCCAACUGCUCUGGGACUGAUGACUCUUCACCAGCAUGUGACAUGAUCGAAUCUCAAGCUGACAAAGCAAAUGAACCUACAAAUAUUUUUGAACGUUUUUACGGCAAACUGUGCUGUGCAAUCAUAAACCCUGAAGAUAUAGCUGCUGAGUUGCUGAACAAAGGUCUGAUAUCAAAGUCAGCGAUGAAGGAUAUAUUCAAGUCUCCUGAAUCUAAGCAGGUUAAGGCCGUUAAUUUAGUUGACACACUUGAUGAGAAAAUAAAGUGUCAUCCUGAAUCUCUCUUUGUGUGUAUUGAAGUAUUGUUGAAGAAUGAAGCUCUACAGAAAGUUGGCAGGGACAUGUUAAGAGAAGCAGAGAAAAGUCCUGAGCAAACAGCCUCUGUGUUUGGCAGUCAAACAACACUGAGUCAGGAGCAGCUAGGUGUGGAAUCAGUCUUGGGAAAUAAAAAUGUCUGACACAGUCAGCCCAGCACCUAUUAGCGGUAUAUCAUCCCCUUUUGGAGUAAGUCACUUUGUACAUCAACCAGGUGUUAUUCCAGCGUUGGCAAGGUAUAAAGUGUACUUGCAGUCUUGUUACAAUGCUAGAAAUCUAGCUGCUGCAGACAAGUACCUUCCCACUCUCAAUGCCCCCUAUAUUAAUCUUGCCAUUGUCAGUAGGGAUUUUAUAAAACGAGACGAAUUCACUAAACAAACACUGCAUGGAGGUGUAGACCAGAUUCUUAAGAGCAAGAUACCUAUCAACAUCGAAGACCUGCUAACCCUAGAAGACGGUGGUAAACCUGUUAGGUUUGUUCUGGUAGAAGGUCCUCCAGGAAUUGGUAAGAGUACCUUUGCUUGGGAGGUAUGUAGGAAAUGGGAUGAGAUAGAA